Cimex lectularius (bed bug) is the source of this 475-nucleotide messenger RNA. RefSeq lists its product as uncharacterized. The transcript is spliced from 2 exons. Bases 27 to 425 code for a protein of 132 amino acids. The record is from RefSeq and is a predicted model, not a curated record. Lineage: Eukaryota; Metazoa; Arthropoda; Insecta; Hemiptera; Cimicidae.
UCUCGUACCGUGCACAUCGAGCCAACAUGAUGAUAACAGUUUAUGUGACACCUUACAUCGUGAGUAUGUCAUACUUAUGUGUGCUCUUUCUCGCAUUCGUCUUAUAUCAUCUGAAGAAGACUCCUCCAAGGCGAAGGAAAAUUGGGACGAAUCAAAUGACACCAGGGAUGCAGAAGAAUCGGCCAUACUCGACUCAACCCAGCACCGGCAGACCUUGCACACACAUCAGAGUAUCCUCGAUUCGUCGCCAUUGCCAAAACCGUCCUGAGGGUGGAGAUUUCCCGUUACAAGAGAAAAAACAGUUUAUCCGAUUCGUUGGAAAACCCAAGGAAAAACCCAAUACAAUCUCCGAGAAAGCCUUGGUGGCCAGGCUGAACGAAGUUUACAAAGAACAAAUUCGAAGACAACGAAUGAUGAGAAUCUAGUCCAAAAACAAUUUAUAAAACAUAAAUAUCCUGUAUGUUUGUAAUAAAAU